Leptosia nina is the source of this 717-nucleotide messenger RNA. The record is from the annotation of a GenBank genome assembly. Lineage: Eukaryota; Metazoa; Arthropoda; Insecta; Lepidoptera; Pieridae.
AUGGAUUAUCAAUACGAGCAAACUAGUGAGAUAGAGGCAUUAGAUUCGAUUUACUAUGGAGAUAUGCAAAUGCUACAGAACGAGCCAUUUUACAAAUUCAGCAUACCAAUUAAAUCUGAGGGCUUUGAUGACGGUGAUGGCUUAGCUUGUCAGCUGGUGUUCACUUAUACCCCCAAAUAUCCAGAAGAAUUACCUGUUGUGGAGAUAACCAAUGAUGAAAACUUUGAUGAUGUGGUUGAUAAGAAUGAAUUAUUAAAACAUUUAGCAGAGCAGGGUAAGGAAAAUCUUGGAAUGGUCAUGGUGUUCACCUUAGUCUCAGCUGGACAAGAGUGGUUAAAUGAAAAGUGGGACUUCAUAAAAAAGCAGAGAGAAGAGCAAAUUUUAGCUAAGAAAAAAGCAGAUGAAGAAGCUGAACAGAAAAGGUUUGAAGGGACAAGAGUGACAGUUGAAUCAUUCUUGGCAUGGAGAAAGCAGUUUGAAAUGGACAUGGGUAUUCCAGCAAAACGGGAGAAAGAAUUAAAAGACAGAAACAAAUUAACAGGCAGGGAACUAUUCCUCAGAGAUACCACACUUAAUGAAUCUGACUUGAAAUUCCUUGAUGAUGGAGAUGCUGUAAAAGUAGAUGAAUCACUAUUCCAAGACUUAGACGACCUAGACAUAUCAGAUGAGGAUGAUGAAGAUUAUAUUCCUGGUCAGAGUGGAAGUGAGAGUGAUUAG